Molecule: messenger RNA, 3129 nt
Organism: Gordionus sp. m RMFG-2023
Lineage: Eukaryota; Metazoa; Nematomorpha; Gordioida; Chordodea; Parachordodidae
Product: cGMP-dependent protein kinase 1-like
Exons: 16
Coding region: 254-3007 (917 amino acids)
Biological process (GO): protein phosphorylation
Molecular function (GO): cGMP-dependent protein kinase activity; ATP binding
Source: RefSeq, a predicted model, not a curated record
UAUUUUAAAUCUAAUUAGUUAAGCGUAAUAAUGUAAUAUAAUUAUUUGUUUAGACUUAUUGAUGAAUUAUAUCUGAAAUCUUGCAUCAAACAUUUUUAAUAUUUUAUCAAAUUUACUAUGAAGCCAAUACUUUUGAGAAUAAAGCCUAAAAGCAUCCGCUUUAUGAAAUUUCAAAAAUCUAAAAAUCCAAAUAUUAAAAAUGUCAUAUUGAAUGAAUAUACAAGUUUGAAAUUUGAAACUUGGAAAAAUAGUAAUGCAAUCUUUUUUAUCUGCUCAAACUUACAUUAUCACGGAUCUAUAUAAAAUUUUAUAUAUUAAUUCCAGUCUAAAUAUAUUUGAUCAAUACUACAUAUACAACCUUAUCAUUAAAGUCUCCCAUUCAUAUUUGAUCAGAAUUUAUCAGCUGAAAUUUAUACAUCAUAAAUAUAAUCAUUAUAGAAGAAUAUAUAGAAGUAAAAUUAUACUUACAAACUUGUUAGAUCACAUUUUGGGGUUGUUAGUUUAUUUCUUAAAUUCAAAAAUUAAUAAAUUCGAUUCAAAUUUUAUAAAAAGUAUAGUUUAUAUUAAAAAUAUCACUUCGUUAAAAAUUUACGAAAAAAUGGGUAACGGUGUUUCUUCUAGUCAUAGUAACCACCCCAUUACCACUUCCAGAGUAGGAAAAGAUGGUGGCUUUAAACCGAAGUUGUCGAAAAACUCAAUAAACAACUACAAAAAUAAUACAAAAGGCUCAUCGGAAUACAUAAUUUUUAAUGGGGAAAAGGUUGAUUCGGCACAAUUUCACAAUAUAAUCGUUAAUAUGCAAUCUGAACUUAAUUCUCGUGAUGAGCAAAUGAACAAAUUGGAAAAUUUAUUAAGAACAUCCAACAAAUCUAUAAACGAUAAGAAUAUCGAGAUUAAUCAACUGAAACAAGAAAUAGACAAAUUAAGAUCAGUAUUAGAUCGAACUACAUCCAAUGUUCUCGCUGCUUCAUCUUAUUCCAAACCUAUUGAUAAAGAUAAUAAAAUUGAUAAUUCCAAAAUGUCAGUCAUUAAAGAAGAAUCACAGGUGUCCGGGGGUAACACUUCAAAAGCUUUAGACAUAAAAACCUCCUCUAACAACUCAACAAUGAAACCUACGCCGAUUACCUCUAACAUAACACUAGUAGAUGAAAGAAAAAAAGGCGUAUCUGGGGAGAGUGCGUCAAAAAACGAAAUCGUUUUCUUAGAAAAACACAAUAAGGGCAUUAGAUCCAAACAAAUGAUAAAAGAUGCAAUUUUGAAAAAUGAUUUUCUCAAAAAUUUGGAUCAAUUACAAAUUAAAGAAAUUAUCGAAUGCAUGUACGAAAAAUAUAUUAAAGCUGAGCAAUGGGUCAUUAGAGAGGGUGAUCUCGGGCAGCAUUUAUUCGUUCUAGCUGAAGGGGAACUAGAAGUAAUGAAAAACGAUAAAAGUAUUGGAUUAUUUGGCCCAGGAAAUGCCUUUGGAGAAUUGGCUCUUUUAUAUAAUUGUCCCAGAACUGCAUCCGUGAAAGCCGUGAGUGAUUCUAAAAUUUGGGUUUUAGACCGUAAAAUAUUUCAAACGAUUAUGAUGAAAACUGGAUUACAGCGUCAAGAUGAGAAUAUAAAAUUACUUAGAAGCGUUCCGUUAUUACAAAAUUUGCCCGAUGAUAAGUUGGCUAAGUUGGCAGGAAUAUUGGAAUUGGAAUUCUUUCACGGGGGAGAAUACAUAAUAAGAGAGGGUACUUUUGGUGAUGACUUCUUCAUAAUUAUUUCGGGACAAGUUUUGGUGACUCAAAAAAUUCAAGGACGAGAACAGCCACAAGAGGUUAGGAAAUUGAAUCGAGGUGAAUAUUUUGGGGAAAGAGCUCUUUUGAAAGAGGAUCGUCGUACUGCUAACGUAAUUGCACUUAUACCUGGUGUUGAAUGUUUAACGAUAGAUCGAGAUUCAUUUGUUCAACUGAUAGGAGAUCUCCAAGAAUUUCAAAAUAAAGAUUAUGGCGAUGAAGCUAGAGGAGCACAAAGAAUAUCUCUCGAAAGUAGCGAUAAAUUGGUUAAAGUUGAUCCGGAAUAUCAAAAUUUGACACUAAAAGACAUCGAAACCAUAACUUGUUUAGGACAAGGAGGCUUCGGAAGAGUUGACUUAGUUCACGUAUAUUCAGAUCCGAAUAAGAGUUAUGCUCUGAAAUGUAUAACAAAACAAUAUGUCGUUGAAUCGAGACAACAAGAACAUAUAUUUAACGAGAAAAAAAUUAUGAUGGAAAUUUCUCAUCCUUUUAUUUGCAAGUGCUUUCGUACAUUUAAAGAUAGUAAAUACGUAUAUUUAUUACUUGAAGCUUGUUUAGGUGGUGAAGUUUGGACUAUAUUGCGCGAUAGAAAUCAUUUUGAUGAUAUAACUGCCAGAUUUUAUACCGCCUGCAUUAUAGAGUCUCUUGGAUAUUUACACGAUAGAGGUAUUAUAUACAGAGAUUUAAAACCAGAAAAUAUGCUUUUAGACACUAAUGGAUACUGCAAAUUGGUUGAUUUUGGGUUUGCUAAAAAAAUUGGCAUUGGGAGGAAAACCUGGACAUUUUGCGGAACUCCAGAAUAUGUAGCCCCAGAAAUUAUUUUAAAUAAGGGCCACGAUCAAUCUGUUGAUUAUUGGGCUAUAGGCAUACUCAUGUUUGAACUCCUGACAGGAAUGCCCCCUUUUACAGCUUCAGAACCAAUGAAAACAUACAAUCUCAUAUUAAAAGGUAUUGAUAUGCUCACAUUUCCUAGACAAAUUAGUAAAACUGCUCAAUCUUUAAUCAAAAAACUUUGUCGUGAUAAUCCAGCCGAGCGUUUGGGAUAUCAAAAAAAUGGAAUUAGUGAUAUUCGAAAACAUAAAUGGUUUCAUGGAUUUGACUGGGAAGGCUUAGUUAAAAAACAAUUAACUCCACCGAUUAAACCAAUCGUCACAGGACCAAUGGAUCAUGCAAACUUUGAUAUAUUUUCAAAUCCACUUGACUAUGAACCUCCCAAUGAAACCUCGGGGUGGGAUGACGAUUUUUAAUUUUAUUAUUUAUGUUUAUGCUCCUUAUUAUAUAUAUAUAUAUUAGUUAAAAAAAUGAGAAUUUAUUUAUUUUUGGCAUGGGCAGACAUGUUUUCAAAGAAUCAGUUGAAUAAAAAAGAAAA